Messenger RNA from Danaus chrysippus (African queen), 351 nucleotides. The record is from the annotation of a GenBank genome assembly. Lineage: Eukaryota; Metazoa; Arthropoda; Insecta; Lepidoptera; Nymphalidae.
AUGAUUUGGUUUUGUCCAAUAUGCCGUUCGUCUGUGUCUCCGAUCCCAUCCGGAACUCUUCCGCGGCCUGGUACAAAACAGGUGACAGUCACGGUUCAAGAAACAGUGGUUGAACCAGCCCAGCCACCACCACCACAACCACAGGCCACCACUGUGAGACACCACCACGCCUCCAGCGCUACUAAGGAGUUGGAUGACUUGAUGGCAUCUCUAUCAGACUUUAAGCACGGCUAUUUCCAGUGGUGCGAAGAGUUCGCUCCCAACAUCAGCCGUCUCGCUCCCGCACGUGGAGAUCUGGCGGCUAAAGAUAGUUCAUAUUACGUCACAGGUGUAGUGGGGCCGUGGGAUUAA